Messenger RNA from Westerdykella ornata, 1121 nucleotides. RefSeq names its product dnaJ chaperone-like protein. The transcript is spliced from 3 exons. NCBI's taxonomy places the organism in Eukaryota, Fungi, Ascomycota, Dothideomycetes, Pleosporales, Sporormiaceae. The coding region runs from base 141 to 836 and encodes 231 amino acids. The record is from RefSeq and is a predicted model, not a curated record.
CUUUUGGACCACCAUCCGCGCUUCACGUCGCAAGCGCAAUCUCUCGACGUCUACGGACACUAUCCGACCUUGCACACCUCCCUAAGUUUUAGGCUCUCUUAAUAUACCAUUGAUUCACGUUUCUCACCUUCGUCUUGAGGAUGUCUGGGCCGCCAGUGGAUUAUUAUAAGGUGCUGGAGGUAGAUCCAAAAGCUACUCAACAGCAGAUCAGGGAUGCGUACAAGAAGGCAGCCCUAAAACACCACCCUGACCGUGUUCCGCAAGACUCACCCGAGCGGCGCGCCCGCACAAAGAGAUUCCAACAGAUAAACGAUGCCUACUACACUCUCUCAGACCCUACCCGCCGCCGCGAAUAUGAUGCCACCCGCAGCUACCACUCCUUCACGGGCGCCGCCCCCAGCUUCACCGAAGAGGAGUCCACCGAAGGAGAGAUCCCGCGCGCUUCCACAGGCGGUUUCCCUUGGUCCGCCUUCGGUUUCGGCGGCGCGCCCGGCGGCACAACAGAGGAAUCGCACACACGGUUCUCGAACGAGCAAUUUGGCAGCAUGUUUGAAGAAAUGCUACGAGAAGAAGGCAUGGCAGAGGGAGAACGCGCCGUUCCCACUGGUAGAUUCUGGAGUAUAGUGGGCGGACUGAGCGGUGGGGCUAUGGGCUUCAUCGUUGCGAAUUUCCCGGGUAUGGUUGCAGGCGCGGUGGCUGGGAAUCGAUUGGGUGCUGUGAGGGAUGCGAAGGGGAAGAGUGUGUAUCAGGUCUUUCAGGAGUUGCCGCAGGCGGAUAAAGCGAGGCUGUUGAGUGAGCUUGCUGCGAAGGUGUUUUCGAGUGCAGUGGGAUCGUAGCGGGAUGCGUGGUGGCCGAGGAUAUGGGAGCGGGUUCCAGGAAGGUUGGGCUUGUGGUCUUGGAACCAUGCUGGGCUUUUAGCUGGCAUUUUUGGCUUGGAGUUAGGGUCCGGGUUGCCUAGAGCGCGUGGGAAUGAUAAUCCUUUUUUGGUUUCUUUGGGUGGGAAAGAUAUAUGGGCGAUUGGGUCAGGUAGACAUCAAGCGAUACCAAGGCAAGAAAUGACUGACGUAAACGCACUCAGUGUGGUCUGUAAUCAAAUCUUGCAAAUAUCAAAGUGAUAUGCC